AGCGGCAUCCUCUGCGCUCCUGAUAACAGUCGCUAUCGCUCUCAUUCAUAGCGUGGUCUCUUCGCGCCGAAACACUGGCUGACCAACCAGUCUGUUUAAGCUACCGUUAACCGACACAUUGCAAAUAAUUAUUCAACUAUAGGAGGCGAGUGAAGAUAUUAACCUUUUUUCUGUCCAACACCAACAACUACGCAGAAGGACACAUCAUCAUCUUCAUCAUCUAGCUAACGAUGAAGUUGAGGUGGGACUGGACGUGUCUCUUGUUAUUAUCCAUCUCCAUAAUAACAUGGGCCCAGGUCGAAGAGCUGGAUGAUGAUGAAGAGGCUCAAGUGGAGGAUGGAGAUGUGGACAUGGAGAUGGACAGCAGCGAGAACACUGAAGCAGAUGACAAUGUGUCUUUUCAGGUAACAUACAAAACCCCAGUCCCAACAGGAGAGGUCUUCUUCACUGAAACAUUUGAUGAUGGUUCUUUGAACAGGUGGCAGGUGUCUAAAACAAUGAAGGAGGAUGCUGAUGAAGAUAUUGCAAAAUAUGAUGGUAAAUGGGAGGUUGAGCCCCUAAAGGAAAACAAGGUUCCUGGUGAUCUAGGCUUGGUGCUUAAAUCUCGUGCUAAGCACCAUGCAAUCGCGGCUUUGCUUAACCAACCCUUCGUCUUUAAGGACAAGCCCCUCAUUGUCCAGUAUGAGGUCAAUUUUCAAGAUGGAAUUGACUGUGGUGGUGCUUACAUCAAGCUACUGUCGGAUUCAAAGGAUUUGGACCUGGAGCAGUUUAAUGACCGGACAGCGUACAGCAUAAUGUUUGGACCGGACAAAUGUGGAGAGGACUACAAACUGCACUUCAUCUUCAAGCAUAAAAGCCCCCUCAAUGGAGAUACGGAAGAAAAACAUGCUAAGCGACCUGACGUUGAUCUGAAGAAGAUCUACACCGAUAAGAAGACUCACCUCUAUACACUUGUGUUAAAUCCAGAUAAUAGCUAUGAGAUCUUUGUAGACCAGUCCAGUGUUAGCAGGGGAAGUCUGUUGACAGAUGUCAUUCCCCCUGUGAACCCGCCUAAAGAGAUUGACGAUCCCAAAGACUCCAAGCCAGAGGACUGGGACGAGAGAGCUAAAAUCCCUGACCCAGAAGCAGUCAAACCUGAAGACUGGGAUGAGGAUACCCCAGCUAAAGUGCCUGAUCCUGAUGUAGUGAAGCCUGAUGGGUGGCUAGACGAUGAGCCAGAGUUUGUGUCUGAUCCAGCUGCUGAAAAGCCUGAUGACUGGGAUGAGGAAAUGGAUGGAGAAUGGGAGGCUCCUCAGGUGCCAAACCCAGUCUGUACAACUGCUCCAGGCUGUGGUGAAUGGAAACCGCCCAUGGUCAAUAAUCCUCAAUAUAAGGGCAAAUGGAAAGCUCCUCUCAUAGACAACACCAACUACCAGGGUGUGUGGAGUCCACGGAAAAUCCCAAACCCUGACUACUUUGAGGACCUUCACCCAUUUAGGAUGGCGUCAUUCAGAGCUGUGGGUCUGGAGCUGUGGUCUAUGACCUCGGACAUUUACUUUGACAAUUUCAUUAUAACAGCAGAGAAGGAGGUGGCAGACCGCUGGGCUGCAGACAGCUGGGGACUCAAAAAACUAGUGGCCAGUGCUAAUGAGCCUGGAGUGUUGAGUCAGUUGGUGCUGGCUGCAGAAGAGAGGCCCUGGCUGUGGGUGGUUUAUAUCCUGACUGUUGGUCUGCCUGUCGGACUGGUUGUGCUUUUCUGCUGGCCUAAGAAGUCAGAUGACGACUUAGUAUACAAGAAAAUGGACCAACCCAAAGCUGAACCAGAGGAGGUAACAGAGGAAGAAGAGGAGGAGAAAGGAAAGGAUGAAGAAGAAGAAGCAAAAGCAGAUGCAGCUACUGAAGCUACUGGGAAGGAUGAGAUGGAGAAGGUGGAUGGAGAAGCUGGAGGAGAUACAGAAGAGGAUGAGGAAGAGGAGGAGGAGGAAGCCAGUAAGCCAAAUGACAUGCUUUCAGAGGACGAAAUGAAGGAUGCUGGUAAAGGAAACCAAAGCACAGGAGAUGAACCUAAAGCUGUGAGAAAGAGGAGAGUACGGAAGGACUGAACAUACCUCGUUUUACCCACAUUUUCUCUUCCCUCUUGUCCUUCUUGCCUCUUUCGGCUUUAUGCCC
Messenger RNA from Xyrauchen texanus (razorback sucker), 2148 nucleotides. RefSeq names its product calnexin-like. Gene Ontology annotation, cellular component: endoplasmic reticulum membrane; endoplasmic reticulum. The coding region runs from base 231 to 2081 and encodes 616 amino acids. The transcript is spliced from 15 exons. The record is from RefSeq and is a predicted model, not a curated record. Gene Ontology annotation, biological process: protein folding. NCBI's taxonomy places the organism in Eukaryota, Metazoa, Chordata, Actinopteri, Cypriniformes, Catostomidae. Gene Ontology annotation, molecular function: calcium ion binding.